AUGGCUACCUGUGUUACCCCUCCUCGCGCCGCGUCACCUCAACCCUCUCCAUCUAAGAAGGCUGCGGCAGCCCUCGAAGCUUUCUCCCUCACGACCCCUAUCAAGCCUGCCAAGACCAUCAACGACGAGCGGCUAUCUCACUCACCGAGCUCGGUUUCUGACGAGCUUCCCGAAAUGAACUUCCUGAAGGCCGAGCACGCCACACAGGUCUCUGAAGAGGAGCACAAGCUUGAGACCACCGUCGAGGACCUCAGGACUAGAUAUGUUGGUGAGGUUGACCUCCCGGAGGACCAGGAACCUCUCUUGAUGGAGUCCAAGCGUCGCUUCGUAUUGUUCCCCAUUCAGUACCAUGAGAUCUGGCAAAUGUACAAGAAGGCGGAAGCAUCGUUCUGGACCGCAGAGGAAAUGGAUCUCUCCAAGGACUUGCAUGACUGGAACAACCGCUUGAACGACAACGAGCGCCACUUCAUCUCGCACGUCCUUGCUUUUUUCGCCGCUUCCGAUGGUAUCGUCAAUGAGAACCUCCUCGAGCGUUUCUCCAAUGAAGUGCAAGCUGCCGAAGCUCGGUGCUUCUACGGCUUCCAGAUUAUGAUGGAAAACAUCCACUCCGAAACUUACUCUCUACUCAUUGACACCUACAUCAAGGACCCUGCGCAACGAGACUACCUUUUUGACGCCAUCGAGACCAUUCCCUGUGUCAAGCGCAAAGCUGAUUGGGCAAUCCGCUGGAUCAACGAUCAACGCAGUGGAUUCGCCGAGCGUCUCGUUGCAUUUGCCGCCGUGGAGGGUAUCUUCUUCUCCGGUUCCUUUGCCAGCAUCUUUUGGCUAAAGAAGCGUGGUCUCAUGCCUGGACUCACCUUCUCCAACGAGCUCAUAAGCCGCGAUGAAGGCAUGCACACCGACUUCGCCUGCCUGCUUUUCUCGCACUUGCGUCGGCGCCCCCACCCUGAGGUCGUCAAGGCCAUUAUUGUUGAGGCGGUCGGCAUCGAGCAAGAGUUCCUGACGGAUGCCCUUCCUGUCGCCUUGAUUGGCAUGAACGCGAAGCUCAUGUGCCAAUACAUCGAGUUCGUGGCAGACCGUCUCCUCGUCGCUCUCGGUGGCGAAAAACACUACAACGUCACCAACCCCUUCGACUUCAUGGACAUGAUCUCCCUUCAGGGCAAGACGAACUUCUUCGAGAAACGUGUCAGCGACUACUCGAAAGCCGGUGUUGCGACAUCGAAGCACGGUCAAGCACCAGUCGAAGGCGAGGCUCCCCCUGCAAGCGCCAAAACAUUGUGA
This is a messenger RNA of Punctularia strigosozonata HHB-11173 SS5, 1281 nucleotides long. Its product is annotated as beta subunit of ribonucleotide reductase. Lineage: Eukaryota; Fungi; Basidiomycota; Agaricomycetes; Corticiales; Punctulariaceae. Gene Ontology annotation, biological process: deoxyribonucleotide biosynthetic process. Bases 1 to 1281 code for a protein of 426 amino acids. Gene Ontology annotation, molecular function: oxidoreductase activity. The transcript has 4 exons. The record is from RefSeq and is a predicted model, not a curated record.